AUGGAAACAGUUGUUGAUAUAAGCAAAAAUGACUCUAAUCGUCAAGAAGAAUCUGCUCCAUCACCUAAUCUUAUUCGAACAGCAGUAUCUAAGAUAAAACAAUCAACAAAUGACGAUCAUAUUUUAGUAUCUGAAAUUACACCAUGUAAAAAUCCGAAAUUAUUCUUCAGUUUAACCCUCCGUGCAUUGGGUGUUAUCUUUGGGGAUAUAGGAACAUCGCCACUCUAUGUUGUGAAUACAAUAUUCACUUACCAACCAACAGAAUCACAAUGUAUUGGAGCUAUCAGUUUGAUUAUUUGGAGUUUGAUCGUGUCGGUCUGUUUGAAAUAUGCAACAUUUAUUUUAAUCGCUGAUAAUCAUGGAGAAGGUGGAACAUUUGCUCUGUGUGGUUUAUUAACAGAUGAAAAGGUUAAAUUGAGUCCAAAGGUAAAACGAGGAAUAACACUGCUUGCAUUAGUAGCUGCAGCAAUGCUACUUGGCGAUGGAGCAUUGACACCUGCUGUAUCUGUUCUAUCAGCAGUCGAAGGAGUAGCUGUAGAAGCAUCACAAUUAAAUUCUUGGGUUGUACCAAUUAGUGUAAUUAUCAUUGUUCUACUUUUCCUCGCACAACGAUGGGGAACAUCAAAGAUUGGUGUUACUUUUGGUCCCAUCAUGCGUUUAACCCAUGGGAAGCGUUUGAUUAUCUGUUGA
Adineta ricciae is the source of this 690-nucleotide messenger RNA. Lineage: Eukaryota; Metazoa; Rotifera; Eurotatoria; Adinetida; Adinetidae. The record is from the annotation of a GenBank genome assembly.